This is a messenger RNA of Hippocampus zosterae (dwarf seahorse), 1830 nucleotides long. Its product is annotated as cytochrome P450 2K1-like. The coding region runs from base 103 to 1653 and encodes 516 amino acids. Lineage: Eukaryota; Metazoa; Chordata; Actinopteri; Syngnathiformes; Syngnathidae. The record is from RefSeq and is a predicted model, not a curated record. Gene Ontology annotation, molecular function: oxidoreductase activity, acting on paired donors, with incorporation or reduction of molecular oxygen, reduced flavin or flavoprotein as one donor, and incorporation of one atom of oxygen; iron ion binding; heme binding. The transcript is spliced from 9 exons. Gene Ontology annotation, cellular component: cytoplasm; intracellular membrane-bounded organelle. Gene Ontology annotation, biological process: xenobiotic metabolic process.
GUAGGUAUGUAUGUAUGACCUUUGUACCCUUCUUGCCCAACUCCAAGCAGGUUGGAUUGUUACAUUUUAUCUGCCAGUUCUUCCUUAGUGGCUUGUGAAAAUAUGUUUGAAGACAUCCUGCAGGCUCCUGUUUUGUUCUCUUUGUCGGGGACCUUCGCCACUUUGCUGGCCAUCCGUCUUCUCUUGAGCUUCCGAAGCCAACCUAAGUUGGUUCCUCCGGGGCCCAGACGGCCCAGACGGCCCAGACGGCUCCCCCUGCUCGGUAACCUGCUCCAGGUGGAUCUCAAAAGACUGGAUGAGUCUCUUCUCAGUCUGUCCAAAACCUAUGGACCGGUUUUCACCGUCAAUUUUGGACCCAAGAAGGUGGUGGUCUUGGCCGGGACCAAGGCCAUCAAACAGGCUCUCAUCAACCAUGCCGAGGAGUUCGGGGAGAGAUACAUCACUCCGAUAUUCCACGAUUUCUCCCAAGGACAUGGCCUCACAUUUGCCAACGGGGAUUCAUGGAAGGAAAUGAGACGUUUCACCCUGACGACGCUGAGAGACUUCGGGAUGGGCAAGAGGCUCAGUGAGGAGAAAAUCAUCGAGGAGUGUCACUUCCUCAUCGAAGAAUUUGAACAACACAAAGGCGAAGCCUUUGACAACUCAAAAAUCAUUAGCUACGCAGCUUCCAAUAUCAUCUCGGGGAUCAUGUUUGGAAAGAGGUUUGAAUACGAAGACAAGGUUUUCCAAGAGAUGAUAGAGAGAGACCACGAGGCCAUCUACCUGUCUGGAACGGCUGCUAUCUUGCUCUACAACAUGUUCCCACGGUUGUUCUGUUGGGUCAGAACCCGGAAAUUGCUUCUGAGCAACCGCGACAAGAACAUGAAGGAGGUGCGAGAGCUUCUCCGCCAACGGAAGGAGAAGCUCAACCCUGAAAUGUGCACGGGGCUUGUCGACUGCUUUUUUGUCCGCAAGCAAAAAGAAGAGGAAGGGGGUGUUGAGUCAAGCCACUUCACGGAAGAAAACAUGAAUUUCGUCGUGGGCAAUCUGUUUGCUGCGGGCACCGACACCACCUCCACCACACUCCAGUGGGGCUUGCUGCUCAUGGCCAAAUAUCCAGAAAUACAAGAGCGCGUGCACGAGGAGCUGAACAAGGUGAUCGGAAACAGGCCGAUUGACGUCGAUGACCGCAAGAACCUUUCGUACACCAAUGCCGUCGUCCACGAGGUUCAGAGAUUCAGCAACAUCGCCCCCAUGGCCAUUUUGCACCAAACCACGCAGGACAUCACCUUCCAGGGCUACUUCAUCAAAAAGGGCACCGCUGUGGUUCCUCUGCUCACUUCUGUCCUCUACGACAAGAGUGAAUGGGAGACGCCAAACACCUUCAACCCUUCCCACUUCCUGGAUAAGGAGGGUAACUUUGUCAUGAGGGAUGCCUUUUUGCCCUUCUCGGCAGGUCGCAGGGUUUGUCUUGGUGAGGGUCUGGCCCGCAUGGAGCUCUUCCUCUUCUUCACGUCUCUCAUGCAACACUUCCACUUCACUCCUCCUCCCGGAAUUUCCGAGGAUGAGCUGGAUUUGAAGCCCAUGGUGGGCGGCACCAACAAUCCCAUGACCCACCAGCUAUGUGCCGUCAGGCGCGAGGGAUGCACAAAUGCUGUUCUCAGUGGUCCUUAAAAAUCCUAAUUACUCCCUGUAUUUUAUUUUUUAUUUUUUGUAAUUGCUCACCAGAAUGAGGAAUCUUGUAUCUCACAUCUUAUGGAUUCUUUACUCAAUAAUAACUCAAUGUGGCAUUUUUUAUUCAAUGAUGCACCUUACAUUUAAAAUACAUCUCAUAAAUAAAACACAAACAAA